AUGGGAUACACCAUAACGAAUAUAUUGGUCGAGUCGGUGAAUUCAUCUGUAGCGUACAAUUAUGUAGACACCUGGGGCUAUGGUGAUAUGAGAUAUCCGAAGAAACUGAAAGGGAUGAUGGGUCAUUUAGUGAGACAUGAAAUUGAUAUUGGAGGCACAGUUAUAUUCAUAACACCAGAGCGAGUUCCACAUAUCGAAUACCUUUCUGUAACAUUACCAAGUCGAGGUGCAUUUGUGUUUAGAGCACCGCAGCUGUCGCACAUAUCCAACAUUUACUAUUUACCCUUUGCCGGCAUGGUUUGGAUCUGUGGAAUUCUUCUGGUCAUCGCCUGUACGACAUUGGUUUAUACAACGUAUGAAUUCUCGAAAGGGAAUAAUCAAAAAUUGAUGUCAUCCGAUUUUCUGUUAUUUGCAAUCAGCACCGUGUGUCAAAUGGGGAACAAUUUAAUUCCGAAGAGAAUAUCUGGAAAAAUUGCAACGUUUGUGUUCUCCCUUUCUCUUAUCUUCAUUUACACAUCGUAUGCAGCGAAUAUUGUCGCUCUUCUGCAAUCAACAUCUUAUAAUAUUCAAACGUUAUCCGACUUACUAAACUCCGAUAUGGAGCUUGCUGUUGAAGACACUCCCUAUUCGCGUUUCUUUUUCUCAACCGAAACUGAACCAGUUCGGAAGGAUAUUUAUGAAACAAAAAUUGCGCCACCAAAUAAACCACCAAAUUGGGCGAACGCCAGCUAUGGCGUUAGUCGAAUGCGAAAGCGUUUUUAUGCAUUUCAUAUGGAACUAGGUACUGGAUAUAAACAUGUCAAAGAUACAUUUUACGAACAUGAAAAGUGCGGUCUAAUUGAAAUAACAUAUUUACGAGUACUCGAUCCAUGGCAAGCUAUUCCAAAGCAUUCGCCGUACAAAGAAAUAUUUAAAGUAGGAUUAUUCAAAAUCCGAGAGCAUGGAAUUCAAGGAGUAGAAAAAUCUAGACGAUAUACAACCCGACCAACUUGCAGCUCACUUGCACAUAAUUUCGAAAGUAUCGGUAUAAUCGAUUGUUAUGCAGCAUUUCUGGUACUUGUGUAUGGGAUCGCAGCUGCACUGGGAAUACUCUGUCUUGAAUUUUUAAGUAACAUCAAAGCUAGGCUUCUUCGAAAAUAA
Molecule: messenger RNA, 1140 nt
Organism: Sitodiplosis mosellana (orange wheat blossom midge)
Lineage: Eukaryota; Metazoa; Arthropoda; Insecta; Diptera; Cecidomyiidae
Product: glutamate receptor 3-like
Exons: 4
Coding region: 1-1140 (379 amino acids)
Cellular component (GO): membrane
Molecular function (GO): ligand-gated monoatomic ion channel activity
Source: RefSeq, a predicted model, not a curated record